This is a messenger RNA of Athalia rosae (coleseed sawfly), 4554 nucleotides long. RefSeq names its product zinc finger protein 768-like. Bases 665 to 2248 code for a protein of 527 amino acids. The transcript has a single exon. Gene Ontology annotation, molecular function: DNA-binding transcription repressor activity, RNA polymerase II-specific; RNA polymerase II cis-regulatory region sequence-specific DNA binding. The record is from RefSeq and is a predicted model, not a curated record. Gene Ontology annotation, biological process: regulation of cell cycle process; neuron differentiation; negative regulation of transcription by RNA polymerase II. Gene Ontology annotation, cellular component: nucleus; transcription repressor complex. Lineage: Eukaryota; Metazoa; Arthropoda; Insecta; Hymenoptera; Athaliidae.
UGUCGGCAAUGACGAUCGGAGGGAACGAGGGUUUGCCGACCAAUCGGAUUCCGGAGCGACGAGCUUUAGGGCGGAGCUUUGAGGUAUAGGAGAACCGACGCGCAGAACUUUUGGUCAAACGGCGUCUAGCCAUCGCUGGCGCAGCACCGUCUUCGCCAGGGCUCUUAAGACUCCCUCGAACGCUAAGAUCAACGCCAAAGAGAAUCAUCCUGCGAGACAAAAGAAAGUGAAAGUGACCUCGUCAAGCAAGAAACAAAAACAUUGUCGUACGAACGCCGUUUUUUUUUUUUUUUUUGGAGGGGAGUUUAGAAUUAAUCAUCGAACGUGAUCAUCAUUGUUAACGAGAUAAUCUUCUGGCGACUUCGUUUACGAAGUUGAUAUUCGCACAGAAGAUACAUCUUGUCAUGGAAUAAACGAAUCCGCGGAGCUUGCAAUUUUCUGUAACCGCAGAAAAAAAAAAAAACAAACUGCCAAGCAAUAUAAACUGCGAAUAAAGACAAAGAAUAAGGAGAAGAAAAUAAACCCGGAAUGAAGAUCUUUCGAUAAAAGCCAAGUCACGGUCGAGGCAUGAAUCCAUCCAUUAGCUACGAUAUCCCUCGAAGAGUUCGAGUUCAUUUUUGAAAAUCAUAACGACCGAUUCGCCGGAAGAAAAAAUCGAAAAAUUAUGCUGCACAGCACCUUGCCGCGGGCGUUCCUCACCCCGGGAUUGAAAUACCUGAGCGGCUAUUACGGGGAAGAUGUUGCUGCUUAUCCGGCUUCUUCGUAUCCGGUACCAUUCGACGAACAUUAUUCCUCGAGAGUCAGCGAACACCACGUGUUUCCCACGUGGCACACCGUCCACAGACCAGCAUCCCCGUGUCCGCUGGACUUGUCGUUGAAAACGUCCAACAAUAAAAUUGAUGAAAAUGCUUUCGACGAUUCGGAGACUUCCGAGUUACGACCGGAGACUCAUCAUCACCAUCCACACGAUGUUCGAAGAUACGUUUUGGCCGGUGAUGAUCGUGUAAUAAACGGAAAAAUCGACGAAGAUAUUAUCGAAACUGCUGCGAAUCAAGAUCAGCAAACACUGAUAUCGGAUAAAAGUCACCCAUCGAUCCGCGACAUUCGGAUUCCUCGGGUACCCCUCGAACCCGAUCGAGAUCUGGAUCGUCUGGAAAGCGAUCACGAAAUCGAUCAAGUCGUACGAGUUUAUCCCGAGGAGAAAGAUCUACAGGUACAACUGACCAGUCCCCGUUACAAUGUAUCCGGUGAGAAAAUCAUUCUCCACAGUCCAAAUCUGCACUCGCAAUCGCUACCUGGUUAUCCAUCUCAUCAUCAUCACCAUCAUCACCAGCUUCUGAUGACGCCGCAACAUCAUCUCCAAGGAAUUCACGCGCCAAUGACACCACCGAGCACACCGUCCCCGCCUCAGUGUCCGAGGAAAAGACGUAGAGAAGAACCCUCACCGGUAUCACCAACCGCUGGAGCAUCGGCUCCCGGUAGCACCGUGAGCGCGAAACAAUCGCAAUCAUCGGUAGCCGAAAAAGCACCCAGACAGAAGAAAAAACAUGCGAGGAGAUUGAAAUUUGACGAAGAUACGAGCAGUCCCGUGUCCGGUACGGUGAUCCUUGGUCCCGACGAAGCCGUUGUAACCGGGGACAUCGACCCGGCAUUCAACGUGGUCGAAGUUACGGAAGAAGCACGUGCCGAGUUGGCUAAAAUCGAAAACCGACUCGGUCCUUACCAAUGCAGACUGUGCCGUCAGUUGCACGACGACGCUUUCCAGCUGGCACAGCACAGGUGUUCCAGAAUAGCCCACGUGGAGUACCGCUGUCCGGAGUGCGACAAACGUUUUUCAUGUCCCGCUAAUCUCGCGUCGCACAGACGUUGGCACAAACCGCGGGUACCGCAACAACAAAGUGACAUCAACGUAUCCGGGGUGACGACGAACAACAGGACGACGCCGUCGUUGUCGUCGUCCUCGUCGUCGUCGUCGUCAACGAGUCCCGGCGCUACCGCGAAUUCGGAAUUUUCGUGCUCGAGAUGCGAAGCGAAAUUCAGCCGACAAGCCUCGUUGAGGAAGCACAUGACCAGUCAACAUUCCGAAACGAAUAACAAUGUCGUCGUCGUGAACAGCAACAGCGGAAGGAGCAGCGCGGGAAGUUGUACGAGCGUUUCCAGUCUACCGAAUACCAAUAACAUGGAACAAGUCCUGAAGCACGUCGGUGGACACCUUGGUCAUUCGCCGUUGACAGUCGAGAUGCCCUGACACCAAUUUCCCGCAAGACCCUUGCCCAGAAGACCCGGACCCUACUGGAGAUUCGGGCUUGAUUUGAUGUGAGGGGAUGAACGGAACGGGCAGGAGGAAAAAGAAAAAACGGAAAAAAAACGACCGGCAGGUUCGAGGGAGAGAGCUAUCGAGAUCCAGAAAUCUGUUGCGGGGUUUUUCACAAUUCGUAAGUACGAAUCGAAGCGAGGAAAACAAAUUUGAGAAAUCCAUUCAUGCAUGCUUUCGUAUAUCUAAAAUAUGAUGAUGAGGAAAAAUUGCUUUUUAUAACCAUCGAAUUGAAGGGUUGGGGAAAGAUUGAUUUUUAAAUCGUUGUACAGUGGAUACGAAGACAAAGAUACUGAUGAAAUUUGAAUCGCCAAUUUAAUCGUUUAACUGGUAUGUCGUAUAUAUGAUAAUAAUUAUUUGUAAAUGUGUAGAUAAAUGUUAGACGUAUAGCAGUCGCGGUGGGUCAGUAAUGAUUAAUGUAAAAAGGUAUACGCGUUGAUAAUUAUAGUGUACCAUGCAUAAUGAAUCGAACAUAUUUAUACCAUGUAUUUGAUGUAUGUUGAAGCGACUAGUUCGCAUAUAUAUAGAAAAUCCAAUAUCGAAGGACAGCAUUACGCAAUCAACUUGGCGAAUCAAUAACGAUUACAGUUACCUCGAAUUAUUAUAUCAAUCGUAGUAAGAUUUAUCUGUAACAAUUCGUAGAAAUAGUAUAAUAGUAAUAAUGACGAGAAGAACAACAGUGACGAUAAUAAUGACAAAUUUCGCCUUUUCAGUUGGAACUGCGAAAUUAUAAUAUCAUUAAAAUUCAUCGUAUCAAUUAAUUGCAAUGAAUUUUACGGUCAUACAGCUAAAGAUAUCAAAGAUAAUUAAGGCAGUCGGAGUGAUUCUAGUCGUAGUAGAUUAAAUAAAGAAGUCAAACUAUCUAGUCGUAUUCUGGUCUUUGAAAUUUUGUAAAUAAAUUACAGAGUGUAGAUUCUAAUCGAACGUUACAGAGGUAGAGAUAAUUUGAAAAGAAAAAAAGUCGAGCAAAAAGUCAAUAAAUUAAUCUAGUCAUAUUUUUAUCAAAUUUCUAGUUAACGAUUCUAGUCAGCGAAAUAGAUAUUAUAAUUAACCGUGCGGUAGUUUUUCAACUUCCACUUUCUAGUCAGCAACCUAAAAAAACAGAAGAGAGAACGAAAACACUAUGAGCAUAGAAUCUAUGCUUUUAGUGAUCUAUCUGAAUUUUAAUUACAGCCAAUAAUUAUCAAAUUAAUUGUUACAAUUCCUAGUCAAAAAAAAUCUAGUCAAUAAAAUGGAUUUUGAAUUAUCAAAUAAUCGAAAUCCUUCAUAUCAGUCAUCGCAACGCGAGCAAUCAACUUCUAGUCCGAUGGUCUAAGUCACGAAUAUAACAUAUAAUUGAAAUGAAUAUAAAUGUGCAGUAGUAAUUAAUAAGUAAAACUAAUACCUACGUAAACUUAUCUAAUUAUUGGAAAUCUCUAGUCCGACUAAUCUAGUCCAUAGAAGAAAAAAUAAAUAAAUAAAUAAAUAGAUAUCCUGUCGUCAAUCUAUACUUAUAUCGAGUCAUGAAGGGAAAAAAAAUCUAGUCGUUACACACCUAAUUGAAUUAAUAAUUUAAAAUUAAUUCCAGCAAGUUAACAUUUUGGGGUAAUGCAAUUAGAUUGUGAAUAUUUAAUAUUAAGAUUCUUAACUCGUAUGUUCUUAUAUACAUAGCGAUUAGUUCCUAAGGUGGAGAUAUUAUUUAACAUCGUCGAUAAUUUUUCCAGCUCCAAAAAGGCAUUAAUAAAAUUCUUUCUAAUUAUUUAAUUUAUAUAGGUGCUGACCCACCGCAAGUAGCUACAUAUUCAAGCAAUUUUUCAAUCAUUAAUAUCGAACGAAUCUGUACGUAAAAAUAUUAACCAUUCUUCGACGAAAGCAGCGUAAAGAUUGAAAACGAUUCGAUUCGACUUCUCACCUGUGUAUAUAGGAUUUAAAAUUAAUAAAAUAAAAAAAUCACGACAGAAGCAAAAGGAAAUAUAUACUAUGUAUCGAAGAAACGAACGAUUGUAAAAGGUAUACGAAAUAUUUGUAGAUAUACCACUAGACUACAUGUAUAAAUGUAAAAUAAAAGAAGAACUAUAGGUAUCUAUGCUGCAGCACUUGAGACUCUAGGAAGUAAGUUUUUCCCCAUAUCAUGAACGAAUAAAUGAAUAAUUGUCAAUACUACAUUUAAUCAAAUUGUAAUUAGACAAACUCAUCAGACGAAAGCCGAUCAUAUGUAAAUAGGUAUAUUUGAUUUCAUAAAUAAAGAAUACUUCAAAAUU